CAAUCACAGACAGCUGUCGUUACAAAUCGGUUAUGAACGAGCCAAUUGCGUACGAGAUGACCGGAUCGUGUCCCGUCAGCAGAGAUUCAAUGAACUGAUCAUUGUUAAAUAAUGAAAACGCGUGAUUCUUCCCCACCAUUGCACGUUCACGUGCCAGAGACCACACCUGUACAUGUACACCUGAAGAGGAGGCAGAAGAGCUGUACUACAACGACACCACAGAUGAAGAUUAAAGAGGUGCAAAUCAAAGGGGAUAUUGGGAACCUGCGUGCCAGAGCGAGGUCCCGGGCACCCUGGGUGCUGGCCCCAGGAAGAACCUCCACUCGGGAUGACGCAUACAAGUGGGAGUUGACUGACCUGUCUGAUGAGGAUAAACAAGAACAGAGGAUGCAUAGCCAGUGUAACAAAUAUAGGAGGAAGAUUGAUGGACUCAUGAUGGAUGUUGGGUCUCCAAAGAAUGACGUGAGGCUGUGGAAGAAGGAGCGUAUGAUGGAGCACCAGUUAGAGUGUCUGAGCGCAUGCCAGCGUGUCAUCGACGAGCAGGAGGAGGAGCUGCUGGAUGCCACCAAAGAGCUGGACCUCAGAGAACGAGAGAAGAUCUCCAUCCAACACUCCCUAAGGAAGAGGGGCGAAGCAGGCUACAACAGUGCUUAUUCGGGGACUCUACACGGGGAAAGAUACAUGCUACUGAGGAAGCUGGUAGAAGCGGAGUUUGACGGGGUGGCAGUGGUCACACAGUUGACAGCAUUGAAUGAGUCCAUGGGUGGUGUGAAAAAGGAUAAGCGGUUGUCCAAGGCGGACGCUGCCCUGCUUGGUAGGCAGCAGGAGCUGCUGACAAAGAAAAUAGAAACAUUUGACAGCACAAACCGCACUCUCCAAGAACUCCUCAGGGAGUGCCAUGAGCGAGAGAUAGAAUCAUUGAGGACAUCAGAGCAAAGGCAAGGCAUACUGAAGAGACUGGCGGACACAGAAGCAGAAAAAAAUCAUCUUGCUGCAAAACUCAACAACAAAGAGAAGGAAGCCACCCAGCUUGCAGUACGUUUGGAUUCUGAAAAGGACAUUGUGAAGACCACAGGAGAGCUGUCUAAAGUUCUGGAGUCAACCUGCAGCCAGCUUAUUUUUCAGUUACGCAGCAAAGAGACUGAAAAUGACCGCCAGGCCAGCCGGAGUAAAGAGAUGGAGCAGACCCAGGAGCAGCAGAAGGAGGAGAUACAGGCCCUGCUGGAGCAGCUGAAGCGACAGAGUAAAGAGGACAAAGAGAGUCUGAAGCAGGUCAACCAGAGGCAGAGGGCAGAGCACAGUGAGGAUUCAGCCAGACAUCUCUCUGCACAGCUGCUGGAGAAGGUCAGACACUCACUGGUCCUCAGGCUGCUCUCAUGGGUUGACACGUGGUGUUGGGAGACUGAGUUGGCAGAGGCCCUUACCUCAGCUGAGAGCUGGUGUACCCGCCACUCGAAAGAGGUGACUGUUAAGAGCCAGCUUGAAGUGGAAAUCGCUGUUUUCAAGAACCAGGUGAGUGAGCUGACUGCACAGAUCCACACUGUGGAGGAGAAAGGCCAUCCAGAGAGGGAGGGGCUCCUGGACCAACUGCACCGCCUCACCUCUGACAACUCCUCCAACAAACUACAGAACCAGAAACUGAAGAUCACCCUGUCUGCUGCAGAGGAGAACCUGAUGCAGUCCCAGUCUGAAGUCCAGCAGCUGAAGAGUUCAGUCAAGAAGCUAGAGAGCCAGGUGGAAAACUAUAAGCGCAAGGUUCAGAGGGCUCGAUUAGAGUCAGAGGAGUACUGCUUAAAGCUGGAGAUCUCUGAGAAACAUGCACAAGGGAUGAAGGCUGACCUGGAGAGGGAGAUUGAGCAGGUCAGGAGGCAGCUGCUGGGGCGUCUGAAAGAGCUGGAGCCUCUGCCUGAGAGGCUGAAGCGUUCUGAGCUACAGUUGAGAGUGGCCCAGGAAGAGACACAGACUCAGGAGAGGAGAAACACUGAGCAAAACAAUGCCCUGUCUGAACUCAGACACAAGGUGGAACAACAGGGAUGUUGGGUGGAGACUUUUCAAGAGAAUAAUUUUCUUCUGGUGGAGGAGCACAAAAAUCUGCAGCAGAAGAUAGAGAGUAUAGAGAGGAAACUGGAGGAGGCAAACUUGCAGAACAGAGAUAUGGUCCAUGUAAUCGGCAAGCGGGAGGAGACCAUCUACAGCACCCAGAAACAGCUGGAGGAGCGGGCCCGGGAGUGCAGCAUCCUCUCCAAGCAGCUGGAGCAGGCCUUCGAGGAUGGACAGAGAGAGGCGGAUCAGAGCCUGGAGCAGGCUUUAUUCAAAGAGAGGUCCAUCCAGACCAAGGCUCUGGACCUGGAGAGCCAACUGGGCCUCAGAAGGACAGAGCUCAGUCAGUUACGCAGAAGCAAAGAGGAUAUGGKGCGACGAUUCCAGAAUCAGUUGAAGAACAUGAAGGAGAGACUGGAACAAUCUGACUCUACCAAUCGCAGCCUGCAGAAUUAUGUUCAGUUUCUCAAAGCUUCAUAUAGUAAUGUGUUUGGUGACUCUGUGCUAUCAAGSUCUCUACACACACACUUACCAAUCUGAUUGAAGAGUGUUAGCCUUAUAUUGUAUGAGUUGUGUACCAAUGAUUUGUUAUUUUCAGUAUAAAUGUACUGUAUACUGUUUAUCAAAUCUAUGAUCAAAUCUUAAAAUGAAAAUGGACUGUCAGACAUGUUUCACUCUUUCACAAACAACAAACUCACAACAUGAAUAAAAAAUGAAAUAUUUAUCCAA
Molecule: messenger RNA, 2769 nt
Organism: Salvelinus sp. IW2-2015
Lineage: Eukaryota; Metazoa; Chordata; Actinopteri; Salmoniformes; Salmonidae
Product: outer dense fiber protein 2
Biological process (GO): regulation of cilium assembly
Cellular component (GO): centrosome
Source: RefSeq, a predicted model, not a curated record